UCCAAAGGACCACAGAAACCAUCCAACGGUGAGGAAGAGGAGAGGAGAAGGGAGAGGAGAGGCAGGAGGGAAGGUGGGAACGGUGGUGGAGGAGGAGGUGGCGGUGGUAGUGGAGAAGAAAUGGACGAGUCUUCGUUGCUGGAUUUGCUGGAGUGUUCUGUGUGCUUGGAGAGGUUGGACACUACAGCCCGUGUGCUGCCGUGCCAGCAUACCUUCUGUCGCCGCUGUUUGCAGAGCAUAGUGAGCUCUAGGAAUGAGCUGCGGUGCCCCGAGUGCCGCAUUCUAGUGGAGUGUGGGGUGGAUGAUUUGGCAGCCAAUAUCCUACUGGUCAGGCUGCUGGAUGGCAUCCGCCAGAGACCUAGAGGUAGCCCUAAUGGGAGCCCCACAGCAAGUGGCCACCAGAGCAGCAGCAACAACAGUAACAACUGUGCUAGCCCUGGGUGCUCAGCUGCAGGAGGAACCAGUGCCCCUCAUGCCACUAACGCUGUGUGCACCCCCAGUCUAAGGGAUCUGGACUCUGCCAGUCAGAAUGGCUUGUUGCUGACCAAGAAACAAGUAACUCACACUGUUAUUCUAGCAUCCUCUAUGCUGAAAGGUCUUUUCAUUUCACUUCCCAAACUAUUCUGUUUUAUCUUUAUGAAACAUAAGUUAUAA
This is a messenger RNA of Bombina bombina (fire-bellied toad), 654 nucleotides long. Its product is annotated as E3 ubiquitin-protein ligase SH3RF3-like. Gene Ontology annotation, molecular function: ubiquitin-protein transferase activity; metal ion binding. The record is from RefSeq and is a predicted model, not a curated record. Gene Ontology annotation, biological process: positive regulation of DNA-templated transcription. NCBI's taxonomy places the organism in Eukaryota, Metazoa, Chordata, Amphibia, Anura, Bombinatoridae. Gene Ontology annotation, cellular component: chromatin; nucleoplasm. Bases 121 to 654 code for a protein of 177 amino acids. The transcript is spliced from 2 exons.